Hevea brasiliensis (rubber tree) is the source of this 911-nucleotide messenger RNA. RefSeq names its product agamous-like MADS-box protein MADS3. Gene Ontology annotation, biological process: positive regulation of transcription by RNA polymerase II. Gene Ontology annotation, cellular component: nucleus. Bases 203 to 811 code for a protein of 202 amino acids. The record is from RefSeq and is a predicted model, not a curated record. NCBI's taxonomy places the organism in Eukaryota, Viridiplantae, Streptophyta, Magnoliopsida, Malpighiales, Euphorbiaceae. The transcript has 8 exons. Gene Ontology annotation, molecular function: RNA polymerase II cis-regulatory region sequence-specific DNA binding; DNA-binding transcription factor activity, RNA polymerase II-specific; protein dimerization activity.
GUUCAUAUAUCAUUAUCAUUAUCUUUCACUCGGAAAGGUUGUAAAGACAUGGGUACACGUUCCCAUUGUCUCCACCGCUAAGCCUACAUAAUUGAUGAUGAUGAUGAUAUGAGAAAAUAGGGGGAGGGAGAGAGAAUAUGAGAAAAUUUAUUCAUUUGCUUUGUUUCUAGGUUUUCUUCAAAAAGAAAAGAAAAAGAAGGAAAUGGGGAGAGGAAAGGUGGUUUUGGAGAGGAUAGAAAACAAGAUCAACCGCCAAAUAACCUUCUCCAAAAGAAGAAAUGGUUUGCUCAAAAAAGCCUGUGAACUCUCUGUUCUUUGUGAUGCUGAGGUCGCUCUCAUCAUCUUCUCUAGCCGAGGCAAGCUCUUCGAGUUUGGUAGCACAGAGAUGACCAAAACCUUGGAGCGGUAUCGACAAGUUUGUUACUGCUCACAAGACAUUGACAAUGGAACACAGCAGAACUUAUACCAAGAGGUCACAAGGUUGAAGGCGAAAUACGAAUCCCUUGAGCGUUUUCAGAGGAAUUUGCUUGGAGAAGAACUUGGACAUCUUAAUGUGGAAGAGUUGCAGAAGAUUGAGAAACAACUAGACAAUACUCUUUCAAAAGCCCGACAAAGGAAGUCACAGUUGCAGCUAGAACGAUUGGAGGAACUACGCAAAAAGGAGCAUGAUCUUCAGGAGGAAAAUAAACAGCUCAAGAUUAAGCUUGAAGGAGGACAAGCAGCUAAUCAAUGUCUAGGAGGCCCUAUUUACAACCAAACUAUGGUGCACCAUUCAUACCCUAAUAAUUUGGGACUCCAACUCAUAUUAUAGACUCCAUUUGAAAGAAGGUAUCAUCAGAAAGAAAUGUUUGGUCCGAGGAACGUUAUCCGCGGGAGGAAUAAGUGACACGUCUCAUACAUACAUAUAUAUA